AUGGAAGAAGAGUUCUCAAGAUCUUCGAUCGGGGACGACGAAGAAUUUGACGAAAAUUUGGAGGACGGCGAAGAUUGUGAAGGUUUUUUUAGUGAACCUAUUUUCACGUUUAAAAAUAGAAAUCUCAUCUUGUAAUAAAAAUAAUAACUGUCUCUCUCAGCAACCAUCGACGAAGAAGAACUGCUCGAAGAUGGAGAAGAUUAUGCCGAUGAGUUGAAAGGUUUUUAAAGUUUAUUGGUUUUGCUAUCGAUAUUUCUUUCUUAGACCUUGAAGACGAAGGCGAAAUGACAUUAGAAGACCUCAGAAGAAAAUAUGGAGUUGGUGACGAAUGUGACAACGGAGAUUAUAAAGACGCUCCGCAGGUUUCACUUAAUUACGUCUAUUCCAGCAAAGUAAUACAAAAAAAACAUUCUCAUGUGUGAAGUUGGAAUAAUCUUUUUUUUAAACUUCUCAUUCAAUGGUGGUAUGAAACAAAGACCAGCGAAAAUUCGAAUGGCGACUUUUCCGAUUUUUUCAUAUCGCUAGGGAACUUUCCGACGGCCACCUUUCCGACGAAUCUUUUUCCGACAUUUUUUCUCGAUAAACUCUUCGUUUUGAAACAGCCUAUAUAAAGUAGGUAAUUGGUUCAUGAUUAAAACACAAAGAAAUAGGAAAAAAAAAUGUUUAUAGAUGUUUUAUAAACCGAAAAAUAUAAAGGAAAAAAGUCGGAAAGGGAUUUGGCGGAAAGGUGGCCGUCGGAAAGUUCCCUAGCGAUAUGAAAAAAUCGGAAAAGUCGCCGUUUGAAUUUUCGCUGGUCUUUUUUUCAUACCACCCAUUCAAUAAAUACAAAUGUUUCAUAAUUCUUAUCAUUUUUUUUAGAAAAAGUAGGAUCGUUAAUUUUUAAAAUUUUUACCUAGCUUUUUUUUCAGUAUGUCAGUUCGUUAUUUAACAGUUACUUUUAGAUUAGUCAUGGAACAGUUAUGAUCAGAGAGAUGCGUUAACUAAAAAUGAAUUAGAUUGAAACCCCCAAGCUUCAGUUAACAUGCGAAAUGUACCUAAAUUGAAUUUUACAUUGAUCAAAAACAGUUUUGUUUGUUGCAGACGUCUUCAGAAACCAAUGUCCAAGGGCCUUCUUCGUUACCCAACGAACUCAGCUACCUGGACGAAAUGGCCAACUCUUUGAGUGGAAAUGAAGACGAAGAUGGCGAUUAUGCUCCGCCCGACCUCUGGAGACGACAGGUUUUUAUCGUUGAGAAAAAGAGCAACAGAAAAAAAAAAUUAGCUAUCGAAAACUUUUAUUGUUGAAUUUUUUAUCAAUUUAAAAGACUCUAUAAUUUUUCGCGUUUUUUGAAAUUUAAAGCGUUUGGGACCUCUUUCCUUUUCAAUGAGAAGCGGAAUAUAAGAAAUUGCUCCAAAACAACCUUUUUUUCUGGUUGAGACCUUUUUUACAGGUGCGUGUGAAUGCGGAAUUGUACCAAGCGGAAAUUCCUGAUCUUCUGGCGAAAGAUGAUCAAGGUCGGUUUUAUUACAAGGUGAACUUUCCCGUUUUUAAGCCAAAUGAAAUUAUUCUUUACCAAAUUUUCCAAUAUUUAUAUCUAGUGAUAUGAGGCCCUUUCACAGCAAGUACAACAAAAUCAAGAAAGAAAACUAUUCCGAUAUGAAUUUUGGGCGAAGACGAAAAUUAUGAAAGAAAAUAUAGGAAUGAACAAGAAAACUGAACUAUUUCUCAAAGAGAUUUCGUGGAAUUGUGAAUUUGCAGCGAAUUACUUGACGCCGGACGAAGCGAAAGCUCUUCUACUGUGGUCGAAUCCGGGAAACGAGAAGAUGACGAGCGAUCAAAUAGACGAAUAUCUUCGAGACGUCGUCGCUCUGCGUAUCGAGCACGAACAGUCGUUUCCUGAGAAGGCCAACCGGGUCUGUCAGCUUUUGUCCAGGCUUUUUGGCUGAAAAGUGUGAUUUUGAAAGCUGUGACGGUCUUUAAAUGUGAGAUGCUCUCUUUUUUCCAUUUUAUCUGUCUUCUGUCGGAUCACUGAAUCCAAAGCAGAAUAUUCAAUUUUUAAAAAAACAAUUUUAAAAAAAUCUUUAAAAAAAGGGGGAUUAAACGGAGCUGUCUUUCCUUACUUUGCACAAAAAUCAUUUCCCUUAUGUUAUCAUUCAAAAUCUUUUUUUCGGAAAAAUUUGCGCAGGUUUUCUGACGAUUUCAAAGAAAUGUUUGAAUUUUUAGUAAGGUUCUUCAAACGAAUAACUAAGUUUUCGCCAAGUUGCUAACUUUUGAAAUUUUUUUUAUAAGGUCUAGAGUCUUGACGUGUUUGUUAAAAAAUUUAAAAAAAGUUCGUACUUGAAAUUGAAUUUUUUUCAGAAUCGUGAUGAUGAAGAUGCAUUGUGCGCUUUGUUGCGUAACGACUUUGACGUUAAAAAAGCCAAAGUAAGAUAUUAUCGACUUUUUAUGGAGAAUUUGUCAAUUCCACUGUCUUUGAAAUAUUUGCGCAUUUCAAUCUUUUUUUUUUUUCUUCUCGAAUUAUGUUUUAAUGAACGAAGAUCUUUGCUGGUUGUUCAGCAUAAAUUGUAUUUUCGGAACCAUCCGCGAAAAUUCAUCAUUGCUGCAGAUAUUAUGAAAAAACCAACUAGGGAACAUAACUUUUACCUGAAUAGUUUUGAGUUUCUAAAUGCUCUCAUCGAGAAUUUUUUCAAUUCAGAACCAUUUGUUUUCUUCUUCAUGAAGAAAGAGUCAAUUACUUCAGGAAGCAUUUCCUUUCCCUUGCGUAAACGCCCCCGUCCGUUCCGUUCGAAGUGACGCGCUUGCUUGGGACGAGAACGAGUGCAAACUGUUCGAAAAGUCGUUGGAGCAGUUCGGCAAAGACUUCUCUACCAUCCGUCGUCACGUUGUUCGUCUCUCUUCUUUAUAUUUCUUCGUUUCAUUUUCCUCAAAAAACGGCAUUUGACUGUUUCACGGCUUUUUUUUUAGAAUAUCGAUCAUUCGAAUAAUGAAAUUAUUUUAAUUUUUUCAUUUUAUGGAUCAAUUACAGUUUCCCUAUCGACACGUGGGCGAAAUUGUCGAGCACUACUACAGAUGGAAGCUCACGAUCGAGUUUGUUUCGCUUCUUACUAAUUUUUCAAAGACAUUUUGAACCUUUCCAAUAAUUUACGCCGAAAGUGUAGAAAAUGUAAGAAUCGGCCCGACCUUCGAAGCCAGAAAAUGUCUCGAAAAAUUUUUCACGCUGUGAGUGUAAUUAGAUCUCAAGGUAAAAAAAUUUUGAACAUUUCCCUCCCUUUUCAGUCUCUUCUGGCUCCAGAUUUCAUUCAAUUUAAUUUCGCUCUCAUAAUAAUUUUCAUUUUUCUUUCCGACUACGACUAUGAACUUAGGAGUCAAUCACCAAAACCACUGACAAGAAACGUUGACUGUCUUUGAGACUUUUCGAAAUUCACAUGAUACAUUUAAUGGGAGCUCUGAAAGGCUUGCAUGAUAAUUCUAGUUUUAAAGAAUCGACGGAUCGUAAGGCUCCGUGGUGUACCAAAUGUACAUGAACGGAGCAGUGUUAACUUAAUGGUUUUUUUAAAUGAAAUAGAAUGAAUAGCGGAUGCAUUCAACUGCUUCCUGUCGUUAUGAUUCGUUCCGAUGAAGCUCAAAGUCAAAUUAGAAAACCCUUUCUUGUUGUAGCAGCCCAUAAACAAUGAUGUGUUCAGCUACAAAGUGUGGAGACUCGAGCAUCCUCACUCGGCGACGACGUCCUCUCACCUGCACUACGACCACUGGCAGCAGGUGACCGUCGCCGCACGCACCUCGGAGAACGAUCAGAAGCCUUCCGAGCCGACCCCCACCGUCACCCACUGA
Caenorhabditis auriculariae is the source of this 3811-nucleotide messenger RNA. The record is from the annotation of a GenBank genome assembly. Lineage: Eukaryota; Metazoa; Nematoda; Chromadorea; Rhabditida; Rhabditidae.